CCGAGUAGCGAUGAGUGGUGAACACGCAAUCCCUGCCGCAAAGCCAGUCCCCAAUCGACAAUCAGCUGUCAAAACAUCGAUUCGCUUGUAAACAAAGGACUCUUGCGUUGAAGUCUCGCGAACGGGUGAAAAAAUACACCUCUUAAAAUUAGUGAAAAAAUCAAGCAAAUCCUCCAUAUAUUACAACCAUUCUCUACGUGUGCGAUGGAGCACGAUGAAUUUCUGGAGUACUUUUGCAGACUGUGCGCCUCGGAGGGGGUGGUGAUACAUCCGCUUUUUCCCCCUGGAGACGACGACCCCAAGGACGAACUGGUCCGGAUGAUCGAUGUGCUGACCUCGGUGACGCUGACACGUACCCAGGACUCCCGUGCGGUCAUCUGUGACAAGUGUCUCCAAAUGCUGGAUUUGUUCUGUCAGUUUCGCGAGGAAUGUCUCCGGCAGGAUGUUAUGAUACGCACACGGCGCGUACUGGAUAAGGAUCGGCAGGAGGAAGAGCGAAGAUUGCUCGUACAGCAACAGCUGGCAGAACGUCAGCAAGCUGCCGCCCUGGAGGCGGUUGUCGAAAUAAAAGAGGAAGAACCACCGGAGCCACCGACGAUUGUGAUAGAUGACUGCAAGGAGGAACAGGAACCGGAGGAAGAGGAGGAGGACGACGAGGAACCACAAUCAGCAGCGGAAGCAAUGCUUCAAUCUAGUCUAGUAGCCAACAGCAAUUUUCAGUCGCCAGCAGAGAUUUCACUUUACUCACAAACCAGCAACCUAUCGAUUUCGGUGCAGGUCAAUCAGAUUUCGCUCAAUGGAACCAUUCCAGCGCAUACAGCAGCUCCUACCGGGAGCGCAGAACCAGCUAGCUCCGAGGCUCGUCCCGUCCAGCGAACAGCAGCAUUCCGGAAGGGUAAACUUGAUCCGAACAAACCCCCACCGGACUGUGAUACGUGUCAGGAGAGUUUCAGCACCCACUACGAUUACGAGCAGCACAUGGACAGUGUGCACGCGUGGGAUCGCGGUGCGCGAUGCUCUUUAGCAUGCGAUCCGUGUCAGAUGCGCUUCACCAAGUCGUACAAUUUGAAACGACACAUGUACGAGGUGCACGGCGAAUUGGCCCCCGGGUUGACGGUAACCGCAUGUGAAUACUGUGGCUUGCGAUUUCUGCGCGGUUACACACUCAAUCGACACGUUGCCAAGAUGCACAGUAAGCGGAAAGCGAAGAAGAUGCUGCUGCUGAAGAGUAAGUGAACGGAUGAUGUGGACGGUUGGAUUCGGCCGUUUCGGAACUUUAGGAGGGUAAGGAUGAAAGAUGACUGUGGCCAUAUUUGGGUUCAUCGCAGGGGGAAAGUUGUCGAUAGGUAAGGGGCGGGAUUUUGGGAACCGUGGGAGGCGAGUUGGGUGCCAGCAAACUCUGAAGGUGCUGUUCAUCUGGAGGAAUGAAUUUGGUUGACUGAAGAAUCGGUGGGUUUUUGAUAACGCCGUAACUGGUAACACAUAUGGUCGGUGUUAAGUCAGACCGGACCAAGUCGCAAAACAUCAAGAAAUGAGUUAAUGAUAGCAAGGGAUAAAGAAUUUCUUCAUCUUCAUUCCACUUUUACCAGAUUUGAAAUAUGAAACAAUAAACAAGAAUUAUGGUAAAAAUUAUUUUCCAUUUAUAAUGUAAAGGAUGCUGCGAUUCAAACUUUAAACGCGUUUUUUCUCGAAAUUAAUGCACUGUCACUUAAUCCGGGCUGACCUAACACCGACUAUAUUUUAGUGGAAAAUGUCCCGUCAAGCUUAGUCUCUAUUUAUUUUAAUUUAUGAGGUUCUGUUUGCUAAUGGGAAACAAUGAAAUAGAACCUGGUUUACGGCUGGUAAGUCAAUGCAUCUAUCUGUUGCUAAAUCAGUGCCAGAUACUGAUGAGACGAAGUCGAAACGUAAAUCUUUCGACUUACUGAAAUUCAGUUACAGCUGUAAAUUUAAAAAAAUGUGGAAAAGGAAUAUAUCUAGGUUCAUUAUUGUUAUUGGAAGUGUGUAGUAGUUGGUUUCCAGAAGAAUUUGUUUCACAAUACUCAAGAUUCAUAGCUCUCACGUCAUAUUAUGGUUGCCAAAUGUACUUAAGAAUUAAAAAGGGGUUAGAGCGAUAUACACGGUAGAAGAGCUAAUAUUCCCUGUGAUAGAUAACAACAGCACAAUGCAAUCAAUCAAAACUAUAACAUUUAUGGAACAAGAUUUACACAAAUUGAAAAGAAAUAUCCUGUGCCAAACAGCCAAAAUAAUCAUAAAAAAAUAUAUACAUUUAAAAAGUUCCGUGAAUAUCUUGAGCUAUAGGAUCUGGGAAACCAACCUAGGUCAAAGGACUAAUGCAAACCUACCGAAUUCAUCAGUCAGUCGCAAACCACAGCAAAAGUUAGAUAAUUUCUAAAAAACGAUUCAACAUGCCUUCUCUUUCGCAAACAUCACAAACUUUUCAGAACAUUCCAUCCAUCAUUCGGUCGCUCGCUCGCCUCUCGCACACUCCUCAAGAGAUAAUAUUCUCACUUUCAAGCAAGCUAUCAACUGCGCUGUAUUUAUGUUCUAAUCAGUAUUAAGUUUCUUACAUACAUGUAUAAUCUCGUAUCGAUAAAGUAUAUAGUCCUUAAUAAAAGCAAAAGCAAGAAA
Messenger RNA from Topomyia yanbarensis, 2628 nucleotides. Its product is annotated as zinc finger protein 148-like. Bases 205 to 1236 code for a protein of 343 amino acids. Gene Ontology annotation, molecular function: DNA-binding transcription factor activity; RNA polymerase II cis-regulatory region sequence-specific DNA binding; zinc ion binding. The record is from RefSeq and is a predicted model, not a curated record. Gene Ontology annotation, cellular component: nucleus. NCBI's taxonomy places the organism in Eukaryota, Metazoa, Arthropoda, Insecta, Diptera, Culicidae. The transcript is spliced from 2 exons. Gene Ontology annotation, biological process: regulation of transcription by RNA polymerase II.